This is a messenger RNA of Eruca vesicaria subsp. sativa (arugula), 338 nucleotides long. Lineage: Eukaryota; Viridiplantae; Streptophyta; Magnoliopsida; Brassicales; Brassicaceae. The record is from the annotation of a GenBank genome assembly.
AUGAGGAUUUGGGUGAGAAAUAAGGUUGAUGAGGAGGAGGCCAUAGACUUUUCGUGGAGGAGCGAUAUCGUCUUAGAAGUGGUUUUUGAUAAAUCUAAAUGGGAUGUGGACAGCUUCUUGUUGGACGAGGACAAUAAAGUGGCACUAUGUUGUGAUAUAACAUUAUUGAGAGAUGAACAUAAGACGAGAAUCUACAUUGUUGGAGAGGAUAUGUUUAAACAAGUUUUUGAAGAUAAUGCUCCAAAGGCAUCUAGUUUCAACUGGCCAGUUGUCAUCUCUUAUGUUCCAAGCUUGGUUCGCAUUCACAAGAGAACACCCAAAAGGCAUAAGAAAAGAAG